AUGAAAGCAUUAUCAGAAGGUGAUAAAAUGUCUAACUUGAAAAAACAACAAAAAAAAGUGAAUAGGAAAAAGAUAACAAAAUUUAACAUGUCCAAAAAGUUUGCACAAAAAAUGGGUGCACUUAAGGAAUCGUUCUACGAUGCAUUGGGAGAUGACGUGACAUGUGAUGAAGAGAAAGAGAACGCGAAUGACAAGAAAAAAGGGAAGGAGAAAAUUAGAAAGGAUGGAAACAUUUCCCCAGAGUGGCAUAACCUUAGUGAGGAUGCACAUUCAUCAGAAGCACAAGGAGUAACGAAAAUACGAGGGAGAGAAAAAAUAAAAAUGUAUAGUGGUAUGAAAAAAGAGAAAGAAGAAAGUUAUAGAAGUAAAAAGUACAACAUCCCAUCAUCACCGUCUCCAUCACCAUCAUCCUCCCAUGUAAGUACUAGAUAUGGCAAAAAUGGAAGGAUAAUAUCAAAAAGAUACAGUUGCAAAGACUGGAAGAAGAGGAAAGUGAAAAGAAUACAAGGAAAAGCAAUAAGAAAAGAAAGAAGGAUUUAUUAUAGGUAUAUUAAAUAUAUGUUCCUUAUCAGGGGAAAUCAUAUAAGUGAGUUUGUCCAAAAAAAUGGAAAAAAUCGUUUUUUCCAUUAUCUAAAUGAAUUGAAGAGAAUAUACUAUUGUAAGGAACAUGCUGUUGAUACUUACAAGAUGAUGAUGAAUGAUAUAGAUAAUAAUUUGAAUGAAUAUAUGGAGAUGACAAAGGUGGAGAAUAGCCAAACAAAGUGCGAAACAAAAAAGUGCCACACAUCAAAGGAUGAUGAUUUGGCGUACUUCAUACAAAAGCAAUAUUUAUGCAGUUCUAUUCUAGAACUUUUUCACAAUCUAGGGAGAGAAGUGAUUCUUUUAACCCACCUGAUGAAACCUAGACCUCACGAAAUAAUAAAGAGGAAAAAACUACUAAAUGAAGUGGAAAUAUUUUUGAAAGGUAUAUAUCCAGAAUUUUACCUUUUAAUAUUUGGCUCAUGUAAUACAGAUUUGGACAUGUACAACUCAGACAUGGAUAUUUGCAUCUACAACAGUAUCGAAAACAACAGAACAAAUGUCCAUAAAUUAUACAAUGAAAUGAAAAAUAAUAAAUUAUUUAAAAAAGCAAUUAUAAAAGAAAUAAUAAAUGCAAAAGUACCAAUAAUUAAAUGCUUCUUCACAGAAAUGCAGAUAUCUAUCGAUUUUUCAUUCAAUCAAGUGAGUGCAAUUGUGAGUACAAUAAAAACACAAAAUUAUAUAAAAGAAAAUGCCCUCAUCAAAUAUGUAAUUAUAUUUUUUAAAAUAUUAUUAACAGAAUAUAAUUUAAAUGAUGCAUCACAGGGGGGAAUUAGUUCUUUUAAAUUAUUCCUUAUUAUCAUUAAAUUUAUGGAAGAAAAUGAAUUUGUAUUUUUUAAAAAAAAUAUUUAUUUAUACAUAGGAGAAGUUAUUCACAAAUUUAUUUCUUAUUUUUCUUUAUUUAAAGAUAAAUCUGAAGAAAAGAUGUACUCAUUCUUAUCAAUUAUGUACUCUUAUGACACAUCCCUUGUUUAUGCACGAAGUAGUUCUGCUAUGAUGGAUGAUAUGUCCACUACUCUAUUACAAUCAAAACAAAAAUUGAGAAAAAAAAGAAACUUUCCAAAAUUAAAUAAACUUUUUAGUGAUAUAUUCUGCAAAUUAAACAUUAUAAAUCCAAAUAUAAACGAUAGAAAAGGUGCACUUGCAUUUGAAAAAAUUUUCCUAGUUCGUCAUUGCUUAAAAAAAGCACUUUAUGCUUUAUCAGAAUUUCUAAUAUCCCUUGUGAAGAAAAAUAACGUACACAUAUCUCCUCAAUAUAAUUCUCAUAUAUUUGAAGACACGCUUUCUAUUUCUGCAUUUUUUCACUUCAUGAGACAGGAGAAUUUUAACACCUUUUUGAACAAGUAUUAUUUUCUCUUUUAUAGAAACAUGAGUUCUCUGUGUUCGCCCAUUAUCUCCACAGAAGAAAAAUGCAUACGAAUACAAAGUGAAAUAACUCACUUAGAGAAGAAAAACCAUGAGAAUGACUCCAAGGUAUACUCUCCAUUUGGAAUAAACCAAAUGGAAACCACACCUGAGGGGUGUAGAGAUGAGUAUGGCUCGUGUACAAAUGGGUAUAACUCGAAUGGGUUGAGCGACUCGAAUGGCUUGAAUGAUUCGAAUGGCUUGAGCGACUCGAAUUGUGUGAAAAAAAUUGGGCAUGAUUCUCCUUCGAUGGGUGAAAAAGAAUCCUCCUUUAAAAAAACAGUUGAUAACAUUCGGACAGAUGUGUUUCAUCCAUCACUAAGAAACCACAAGUUAGAUACAAUAAAUGAACAGAAAGAAAUGAACACGAGUUAUGUUGUGAAUCCACGCGAGAAUACAUCCAUAGUGGAUUCUAAUGCUAAUGACAUAUUCAAGGAAUACCAUUAUGAUCAAUCCGAAAGCUCAAAAAUAAAGGAUCAGAAAAACCGUAACAAUAUUAAAAAAGAUGAUCCUCUGGAUGAAAUGAAAAAUUGUUUAAAAAUUGGAAAUUCAGAAUUUUGUGAUGAAUUAAUAAGUAAGGAGAAUAACACAUUAUCUCAUGAUCAAAUGAAAUGUGCAAAUGUUUUAAAAACAUUCAAAAAAUAUUUCCACAACUGUAUAUUUAAAGAUGUAGAAAAUGAAAUUAAUAAUAUUUAUAACUCUAUUGAGAAUAACACAAAUAAUCAAAACAAGAUAAUAUGGAACAUUCGAUCAAAAUUACCAAUUGUUAAUUGUAUUUUGGAUGUAAAUAAAUUGCUAUGCAACAGAUUUCAUUAUCACCAAAUAUUUUAUAUUCCUAUGGACGACAGAAGUAAUCAUCAACUUGUGAGUUCUGAUCCACAUCUGGAUAACCGCGCAUUGAAUGUGUUGAAAACAAAAAUGCUUUCUAAUUUAGUAAGGUUUAAAAAUUACCAUCCAAAUGAUGUCAUGUCCCUCGAAAUAAAGAAUGAAUUAUUUGUUCAUCACAGACGUUUUACCUAG
Messenger RNA from Plasmodium gonderi, 3003 nucleotides. RefSeq lists its product as hypothetical. Bases 1 to 3003 code for a protein of 1000 amino acids. The transcript has a single exon. The record is from RefSeq and is a predicted model, not a curated record. Gene Ontology annotation, biological process: RNA 3'-end processing. NCBI's taxonomy places the organism in Eukaryota, Apicomplexa, Aconoidasida, Haemosporida, Plasmodiidae. Gene Ontology annotation, molecular function: poly(A) RNA polymerase activity; mRNA binding. Gene Ontology annotation, cellular component: nucleolus; TRAMP complex.